AUGGCCGACGAGCAAUUCGUCGAGGCCUUUAUGAAUGAAGUGGUGAGCACAUUCGGUCGGCUCGAUUACGCAGUGAACUGCGUCGGGAUACUUGGGGACUCGGGCCGAUCGACAGAGACAAGCACAGAGGAUUUUGACCGUAUCACCAAUAUCAAUUACAGGGGCUGCUGGCUGUCGUCCAGAGCAGAGUUGAAGCAGAUGCUCAAACAAGAUCCUCUACCGAGCCAUGAUCCGAGUCGUGAGCCGCAACGAGGGAGUAUCGUCAAUAUCGCCAGUCAGCUGGGGAUUGUCUCGCGUCCUGGGGCUCCUGCAUACUGCGCCUCCAAAUCCGCCAUUAUCGGCAUGACUCGAGCUGAUGCAAUAGAUUAUUCUGCGGACGGCAUCCGUGUGAAUUGUGUCUGUCCUGGGGUCAUUGAGACCCCGAUGACAACUGGCAAUGAGGAGGUACAUGCGCGCUUACAGCCUGCCGUUGAUAUUGCGCCAAUGAAAAGAAUGGGCAAGCCAGAAGAGGUGGCAGAUGCGGUUCUCUUUCUAUGCUCGACUUUUGCCUCCUUCGUGCAGGGCCAUGCUUUGGUUGUUGAUGGUGGUUAUAUUAUCAACUAG
Molecule: messenger RNA, 603 nt
Organism: Aspergillus fumigatus Af293
Lineage: Eukaryota; Fungi; Ascomycota; Eurotiomycetes; Eurotiales; Aspergillaceae
Product: SDR family NAD(P)-dependent oxidoreductase
Source: RefSeq, a predicted model, not a curated record